AAACCUGAAAGGCGGCUACGGGAACUUCAUUAGUUAUGCACCAGGUGUCAUAGGCCAGCACCCACCCCCUACUGCCCCGGGCACCCAGUGCAUUCUUUAUACAUCCCCACACUGGGCCACCUUUGCUUGUCUAGCGUCCAACAUGGCGCCUCUCAAGGCGCUACCGUCUGUUUUCUUUCUUGGACUCUUGGUGGCCGUUUCUUCCUUCAACCUGGACACCAGAGACCCAGUCAUCAAGGAGAUGACGCCAGACACCGCGUUCGGGUAUUCGGUGGCGCAACACUACAUUCAGGACGACGACGAGCAUGUAUUACUCGUUGGUGCACCGAAGGCGAAUAGUAUGUACCUACCGGGCGUGGACCAACCAGGGACCGUGUACAGGUGUCCUGUCAGCACGCGGAAGGACGACUGCGAAGAGCUGAGGUUUGACACCGAUAGUCCUGAUCUCGCCUCGGAGAAUAAAACCAAUCAGUUCAUGGGUGGAGCCAUUGCAGCUGAUGUUCUGAGUGGAGAACCGGGAAAAGUAGCGAUCUGUGGUCAUCAGUACAAGAAAGUUGAAGGAUCUGGAAACUCCAGGAAAGAGGCCCCUAUCGGACGGUGUUUCUUCUUGGAGAAUAACUUUCAAGGAGACAUUGAUGAUCGGACCCCAUUCGGAGACACUGGCGGUUUUGACGCAGAUGGAUACGGGUUCGCGCAGGCAGGGACAUCAGUGGUGUUCAGUCCCCAUUGGAUACCCGGACCCAACGAUUUUGCGUUCAAUCCCUAUGAGGUGGAUAUCGUACUCGGAAACCUGGGGGUCUACAGCUGGACUGGCACGGUAUACUGCACCCCUGGAUCCCAAAACUUCGAUCAGUCGAAGUAUGCCAAAAAGACAUAUAACAACCUGGCAGAGCUUGGUAUAGACAAAGGGGCUAUGUUGGGUACAUCGGUGACAUGUGGAAAAUUCCGAGACUUCACUAGCGAUGGGGUCGACUACGGGUUUGACUACAUCGGAGGCGCACCUGGAUUUAACCAAAGCAUUGGAGGGGUGGCCUUCUUCUAUAAGUCCAUCCCAGCUGAUACACAGAACUCGAACAACGAGCUGUUUCCUGGAUUCAUCCUUGAGGGGGAACAAUACAAGUCUGAUUUCGGCUCCAGCGUCUUAGCUAUAGAUUUGAACAAUGACGGGUACGACGAUCUUGCAGUCGGCGCACCACAGUACUUCGGUGAUGAUGGAAAGGGAGGUGCCGUGUACAUCUACAUCAACCCUGCUGAUGGCAAUGGACGCUUGGAUGAAGUUGAACCUAUCAGACUCAGGGGAGAGGCGAAGGGCGAUGCCUUCUUCGGAGCGUCUCUAGCGAGGAUGGGUGAUAUGAACGGAGAUGGCUACCAAGACCUGGCUGUAGGAGCGCCUUACCAAGAUGGCGGCAAUGGCGCUAUCUACAUCUUCCUGGGCAGCAGUACCGGCAUCAUUCAGAACGCAGCCCAGGUCAUCAGGAGCUCCAAACUCAGCUCCCCGGUCCAGAACCUCGGCAUUGCGCUCUCCGGAGGUCUGGACAUGGACGGGAACGACUACCCCGAUCUGCUGGCGGGCGUUGGUGAAGGAAAAGCCAUGCUGUUCAGGGCUCGACCAGUUGUCGAUCUGAAGCCGUUAAGCCCCAAUGAGCAGCCCCUGGUCAUGGUACGAAGACAGGGAGAUCGGAAUCCUUUCAAGAUCAACCCAGAGCAGAAGCUCUGUCAGCUGGAUCCCAACAACCGAGCUGAAGUUUACGCCUGUGUCGAACUUAAGGUGUCUUUCCAGUAUGACGAUGUGCCAGAUCGCCGAUUUGGCCCUAACGAAAUUGAUAUCAAGUACGAACUUGAAGCUGAUGUUGAUGCUAGAAAUCCUCGGGUGUUCUUCAACAACAAGAACAACAAGAGAAGGGAGACCAUGAGAAGGGUGGCACCGGGCCGUACAGGGCAGGAGAAGACAUAUCAACUCUUCCUAAAGAAAGACGAGAGGGACUUGGUAACACCUAUCAAGGUUGCGCUGAAGUACUGGAUUGACCAAGACCCGCCAGCCUUGUCAACUAGCGGAAGCAGCCUCCCCAAACUGAACAACUUCCCAAGCCUUAGUCCCAUCUCCACACUGAAGGAUGGCAAACGGAUGGAAAAACUCAUGUCCUCUCUGGAGAUUGAGUUCUUCAAGCAAGGUUGUGGCGAUGACCAGGUCUGUGAGAGUGAUUUGGCCAUGGAAGCUACUUUUGAUAACCUUCCUCAAGAUAAUCCAGUCCUACGAGUCAGCCAAGACCGAAGGACAGUCGAUGUGAGGGUAAAAACAACCAACAACGGUGAGCCAGCGUACUUCACCAGACUGCUCAUGGCAUAUUCGCGAGGCCUCACCUACAACAAGGCGGUGUCUUUAGAUGAUAGGGACGUAUCGUGUCAAACCAACGCUGUCAACCAGUCUGUACUUGAAUGCAGCCUGGGAAACCCCCUACGGAGACAGCAAGAGGUAGUCUUGCAGUUUACAGUCAACAGUCGCUUCCUGACAGACGCUAUGAUGAUAGAAUUUGAACUAAACACGACCAGUUCAGAUGUAAAACAAACAAUGCCAAACAAAGUGCUGUCAUUCACAGUUCUUGCUGAGUCAAAGGUGACACUAGGAGGGUCUUCAAACCCCAGAGAGCUUUUCUAUCAGGAACCCAAGAAGCUAGUUGGGGAGAGUGCCAUGGAGUUUGAAGCAAACAUUGGGCCAGCGGUGUACCACACCUAUACGCUGAAGAACACAGGAGAAGGAAUUACUCCGCGUGCAGACGUUGUCAUCAACUGGCCAUACGAGACUCAAAACGACCCAUCUCUCCACACCCGCGGUAAAUGGCUGCUGUACAUCAUGGAUAUCACGUUGACUGGACAGUCUGAAGGUGAAACGUGUGAUCGCCCACCCAUCCUCAGCAAUCCACUCAAGAUCAAGGAGGGUGCAGGUGUUGGAGAUGUCCUGGACAGAGAUCGUGACUACGUCAACAUCACGGACUUCGGGAACGGGAAACGGACCAGGGAGAGGAGGGACGCUGACGAGCCCAGGGCCCAGGAGUCCAGGACCCUGCAACAGGGAGAGAAACUGUCAAACCUGCACUGUUCUGGCAUGCCUGAGGACAUGGCCAAGUGUGCGACCAUCCGCUGUACCUUCACCAACAUCAGACAGGACAUCAAAAUCACCAUCAAGGCCAGGCUGUGGAAUAACACCCUCAUCAUGGAAUACAACCGUCCAGGAAUGGUGAGCAUCAAAUCAUCCGGACAGGUCACCAUCGAAUCUGGCAGUUCACGCAAACGCAGGCAGGCUGAUGUGAUCACUCAAGAGAUAGAGACUAUGGCCAUCCUGCAGAAGUUGGAGACUAAGACUGUGUCAGGCAUCCCCUGGUGGAUCAUCCUGCUGGCUGUGUUAGCUGCUCUACUGCUGCUGCUGCUGCUGGCUCUGUGUCUGUGGAAGUGUGGCUUCUUCAAGAGGAAGAAGAAGGAGACAUAUGAGGCUGAGUACUACAAGGCUACUAAGGUGCCCAAGAAUGUGGAGUAUGGUGGGCAGCCCAGCUACUCUGUCAUGCAGCAGGGACCUCAGCAGAGCUAUGAGAUGCAACCACUGGCAGGAUCCAGGCCUGUCCCAGAUAUCUACGUGGAAAAGUAUCACUUCGAAAAGGGUGGCGAACCUAAUGUUUACGGGGAAUAUCCGUCCCAUUCCUCCUAACAAUUUGCUUACUGCUAACCCCACCUUCCCUACUGUCAAUCACAAUAAGGAAUGUCCUCACCUGUUGACCAGUGCUUUGGACAAUCACAUACAUGUAGCUGGAUAACCUGGCAAGCAAUCAGGACUUUAGGCCACACCAAUUUGAUUUGUUGGUUCUCAGAUUUUUUCAGUAGAAAUAUGAAGCGGUAGGAAAAAAAAAAUGAAAACAGGCCUACUAGUACAUGAUGUAGACAUCCUAAGAUAGCCCCAGAUGCUAUGAAAGGAGCUGUAAAGUCAACAUACAUGUACAGCAGGCUGCUUUAUAAUCUCAAGUUUGAAUUUUCCAAUCAAACCACUGCAUUGAGAGAUGGAAAAACUGUAACAAUUCGAAUGAAAAGGAACUUCCUUAAACUGUUGGGGGCCAAAAUAUGGAGCAUUUUGGAUUUGAUUCACAGCCUGCCUGAA
This is a messenger RNA of Branchiostoma belcheri (Belcher's lancelet), 4144 nucleotides long. RefSeq names its product integrin alpha-6-like. The transcript has 28 exons. NCBI's taxonomy places the organism in Eukaryota, Metazoa, Chordata, Leptocardii, Amphioxiformes, Branchiostomatidae. Gene Ontology annotation, cellular component: external side of plasma membrane; integrin complex. The record is from RefSeq and is a predicted model, not a curated record. The coding region runs from base 143 to 3700 and encodes 1185 amino acids. Gene Ontology annotation, molecular function: integrin binding. Gene Ontology annotation, biological process: cell-cell adhesion; cell adhesion mediated by integrin; cell-matrix adhesion.